This is a messenger RNA of Archocentrus centrarchus (flier cichlid), 4089 nucleotides long. RefSeq names its product coiled-coil domain-containing protein 158. The record is from RefSeq and is a predicted model, not a curated record. The coding region runs from base 303 to 3206 and encodes 967 amino acids. Lineage: Eukaryota; Metazoa; Chordata; Actinopteri; Cichliformes; Cichlidae. The transcript is spliced from 23 exons.
AAGGCGCCUGUUGACCGAUUACUUCAAACCCGUCGGCGGUAAUGGUGCUUUUCCUCCAGUCUUCGGUCGCUCAACGGAGAGACUUUUAGUCAGCCAGAUGUUCCGACUAUCACCGGCAGUCUGUCAGCAUCAUUUAACAGUUACCCCCAAAGAGGACCAAAUUAUCGGCGGUAUGAAGCUGAAGCGGGCCGAAUUAGCGACGGAUGCUGUUUCCAUGGUGAUGAAACUGCACGCUUUGUUGUGGUUUGCUUAGUUCCUGUUUGUAAAUGUCUGAAUCGAUGACUUGACGUUAAAAAAGAGAGAUGUCCUCCUCGGGGUUCCAUCCCUCUAAGCCUCAGAGCUUCAGGCCUUCCAUCAGCAGUGACGUUGUACAGUCUCGUUCUCCUGCGAACGAUAGAACAGCUGCAGGAACAGCUGAUCCCCAUGGUAGCCCUCUUCUGCUGAGAUUCAACAGUCUGACGCUGGAUGAGCUGAGUGAGGAGCUUGAUAGACGCACCAAAGAAACCCAAAGACUACAAGAAGAGGUAGAAAAUGCAACUAAGGUGGUUCUGGAGCGUUUUGGCUGCAGUUGUAGCAUCAUGAACUCGCCUGGACAAACCCCCCGUGAUAUUAAAUCUCAUGCCUAUGACUCUCUCAGAGAGUCCUCCGUUCUUUCAACCCACCAGCAGGCAGUGACUCAGCCUUUGGUCUUUGGUCUGGAUAUUUUAAACCAGGAAGUGACCCGAAGGGACAUCAGCUCUCCUGGAAAAGAGACGCCUAAUCAAGCUGAGCAAGAACCGUGCUGUCCUCAGAACGCCAUCGCAAACCUUCAGACUGAGCUGCAUAAAGUCCAGCUGCAGAAUGGCGUCCUGUCUGACCUGAGAUUAAAGGAUUCGAGGAAACACGUUGAUCAGAUGGAAAAGAUGCUGUGCUUGUUGGAGGAGCUUCAGAAACUCAAAAGGUCGAGAGACAAGACGCUGCAGGAGAUGGAGGAUGAGGCGAUGGCACUUAAUAGGAAAGUAGAAACAUUGGAGCAGACCAUAAAGGAGAUGUAUCAUACUCUGCAGGAGAAACAAUGUGAACACUCAGUCACCAGCACUAAAUGUAAGAACAGCCGAACGCAGCAGCUUCUGCCUGCUGAGGCAACUGUGGACCUCAAUGACAAGCUCCAGGGGAGGCCUUCUUUGUCAGAAGAACAGAUGGAGAGUGAGGAACACAGUGGAGCAAAUGAACAAGAAAGAGUGGUCGACCUCAUUACAAGUCUUAGCCAGGAGGUGGCGAUGUUGACUGACAAACUGAGCUCAUCAAAAGACCACGGAGUCGGCUUAUGUGCUAAAGUCGAGCUGCUCAAGAAACUUGCUGAGAGACAGUCCUCAUUGCGCCAGCAUCAGGCCAGAGAAAUUGAGUCAACCCUCUCCAGCCUUAAAGAUAAGGUUUGCAGUCUGGAGCAGCAGCGAACUGAGGCUCAGAGAGAAAAAGAGCAAUCACUGACACAGGCAAUGGAGCUUCACUCUCAGCUUGAACAACUUCAGCUCACUGUGCCGCGUGGUUUUAUCCAGAGGUGCUGUGAGCAGCAACAGUUUGAGCUCCAAGAGGGAUUAAAGGUCCUGAGGGGGCAGUUCGAGGUGACCAAGGAGCAGCUUCACCGAGCUGGGGAGGAGAAAAUCUACCUAGAGGCCCUGCUGGAGCAGAGGGAUCAGGAGGGAAGGAAAUCCCAGGAACUCCUGAGGGAGAAACACAAUGAACUCCAGUUGAGACAACAAGAAACCCACCAGCAUCUUACCAGGUUAAAAGAGGCUCAGAGUCAGUGCCAGACCCUGCAGACCGAACGAGAGACACUGAGGCUGAAGCUGAAUGACAGCGAGAGGACGAUAAAUGUUCUAAGGUUCCAGAUGGAGAGCAGCAUGCAGGUGACAGUGCAGCACAGCCACACCAUCGACGGUCUCCAGCAGGAGAACAGCCUCCUCAGCAACCAGCUAAACCAGCACAAGCUGGAGAUGCAGCAGCUAAGGGCUGAAUUGCAGCACCACAAGUCCCGCCUGACUGCUGUGGAGCACGAGAGGCGACAGCUCGAGGCCACUGUGGCCGAGCAGAGUCAGCGCAUCCGGGACGAGACUCUGGAGAAACAGCAGCUUACCGCCCAGCUGGAACUGCAAUGCAUGCAGUUAGUCAGCGUUACAAAGGAGCACAAGGAGCUGCAACAGCUGCACAGCUGUAAGGAGGCGGAGCAUGAGGGUGUGGUGCUGCAUCUACAGAGUCAGAUAAGGAAAGCCCAUGAUGAGCUAGACCAGAUCCGGAGCACCUUGAGGACCCUCAAAGGGGCUGACGGACACGGCCUCCAGGUGGCCUUGGACAUGCAGAAGGAGAUCACUGCCAGGAGAGAGCAGGUGGACUCCAUGCAGAGCAGAAUCCAACACUUGGACGAUAAAGUGGAGAAGCUGUGUCAAGAGAAACACUACCAGAACCUGGAGACCCAGCGUCAGCUCCAGGAGCUCACCUUUGUCCGGGAGGAGAAGAGACAACUUGCCAACGAGCUGGAGGUGCUUCACUCCAAAGAUCAGCAGUUAAGGGACCGGAUCAGUGAGCUGGAAGCAAUUCUUCACAAGAUGUCGGAGAGUUUUGCAAACUGUCAGGAUUUUAUCCAGCUGCGGGAGCAGGAAUAUUUCUGCCUGAAACUCCAGCAUGCCCUUGAUUUGAAGGAGCUCCAAGGUCAAAAUCUGCACACAGCUCUGAAAGGCUCUCCACCUGAUCUGGACUCCCUGAUCCCAUCCUCACACACUGCUCCACCUUCUUCACAGCACGCCUCCAACACCCAGCUGAAGCUAGGGAGGCAGCUGGAGAGCCCUGCCGGUGAGAGCUUUUCUCUCGUCAAAGAGCUUCGAGGAGUGAUUUUGGAGAACCCCGGACCACACACUGACCACAGCACCACCGGCAGCAGCUUCCACAGGAGGAGGUCUGCACCAGAGAGACUGCGCAGGACCACAGUAAGAACUGAUAACGCUGAAGAAGUAAACUCUGGCUCCAAACCGAGGAGAACGACCUGCAGCAGCAAGCUAUGUUUCCUGAAGACAGCUGAGCCGGAUGGGAAAAUAAUGAAGUCCUGCAGUCAGAGCCAUCUUAUAUCGAGACCACAGACUGCAGUGAGGUAUACUUCCUCACCACCGCUACUCUCACUGGGUCGCAGGUCACCAGUCCACUCGCUCCUGACCUCUGACCCAAACAACUAAGAGGGACACGACACAAUGCUCCUGAAACUCUCUUCUAGUAUCAUAGCGGGAGAGAACGGACACAAGAGAAGGCAGAGAGAAACGAAAUCGUCGAUAAAAGACUCAAAUCUACUAACGAUAUUCUACUACUGGUCAACAGGCGCACACGGUAAUGAUUAUUUGCAAUGCUGUUAAUAUGUGUUACAACUGAAAUGUGUGAUUUAUGUUUAAUAUGAAUGCGAGAGUUUGAACGAAGCCAUUUUGUUCUUUAUUUUAGUUUUCACGGUGUUCCAGGUGUUCCAUUGAUGAUCCGUGCAUCGUUUAUGAUCUGUAAAAGAAAUAAAUGUCUGUGGACAUCAGUACGAAGCGUGAAGUCCUUUUGAGCAGACCAGAGUAGCUACAGUGAAAACGUGACCUGAUUCAUCGCACCGAGGGGGCGUUAUAGCGACACGUGACCUGAUACGGCGCACUGAGGCGGCUUCACCCUGCAUCCACAAGGCGGCGCCAGAGUUCUUCACAUCCUGCCGCAAGCUACAGGCUUCAGAGUUCAACUGCGGGAGUAAGAUCAAGUCCAAAUGCGCAUCCUAUGGUCAGAUUGUGUAGUUAAACGGCCUCUGCUACUGAUGGAUGAAUAAGAGUUGAAUAAACACAAAAUGACUUCCAAUGAUAAUCCCUUGUUACAAAAUGAUAGCCAUAUUAACCAUGAGCCUCAAGAGCAAGGCAAACAAUGUACAGAAGCAGAUGUAAGACCAAAAGAAACUGUAAAGUAUGCUGUAACUGAUCAAGCUAAAACAGAGAUUAGAAAAUCCUCCCGUGAAAGACAUUUUACACCUAAAAUGCAGGAGCUAAAAGAGCAAGAAUUGGUCCAAAAGGAAAGAAAGUUCCAGUCAGUCUACGACAAGUG